Spodoptera littoralis (African cotton leafworm) is the source of this 757-nucleotide messenger RNA. The record is from the annotation of a GenBank genome assembly. NCBI's taxonomy places the organism in Eukaryota, Metazoa, Arthropoda, Insecta, Lepidoptera, Noctuidae.
CGCCGCCCCCCGCGGCGGUACGCGGUGCCGUGUGUUUUCGCCUAAACAUGUCUAGAACAUUUUGCCAUACUCAAUAUUUUACGAUCACGAACAGACCAGCCAUGUACUUUAACCUUCCAACCCUGCUAAUAGCUAAAAGAUUAAAACUAUAAAAAAUAAACCCUAUUUUAAUGCCCAACCUAUUUUGUCAUUACACCUCAGCAAUAUUUUCUCCCAAUGACUCAAUGUUAUCAACCAAUCGUUGGAUGGCUCCAAUGUUAUCAUUAUCAACCCGAUUACUGUUAGCAUAUAUAUAGCUAGGCUUUGUAAUUUCAAAAUCAUUGAAUUGUGAUACACAGUUGCUACCAUCAACAUGGCUUUCCUCGGUAAAACUUACAAGUUCGUGGGCCAGGAGAACUUCGACACUUUCCUCAAAGUUGUCGGUGUUCCUGAUGAGAAAAUCCCAGACAUUUUGAAGUUCGCCCCUGACUUCAAGCUAACCAAGGAUGGUGACACCUACACCUACGCCACCGUCAGGUCCUCAGGCCCUGCUGAAGUGAAAUUCCAGUCUGGAGUGGAAUUCGAUGAUGUCAUUGGCGAGGACAAGACUCCCGUCAAGAGCACAUACACAGUCGAUGGAAACACAGUCACACAGGUCAUCAAGAGUGACAAAGGUAGUGCUUCCUUCAAGAGAGAGUUCAACGGUGACGACCUUGUCUUGACCAUUACAGUUGAGAAAUGGGACGGCCAAGCCAAGAGAUUCUACAAAGCCGCAUAA